GAAGAAGAAGAAGAAGAAGAAGAAGAAGAAGGAGAAGGAGAAGGAGAAGGAGAAGGAGAAAGAGGGGUGCGUACCUGGUCGGACCGUCGGAGGCGACUCAGAUUGAAGAAAAAGAAGAAAAGGGAAGAAGAUGGGAGAGCGGAAGGUAUUGAACAAGUACUACCCUCCGGAUUUUGAUCCGUCAAAGCUACCAAGAAUAAGAAGACCAAAGAACCAACAAAUCAAGGUGCGAAUGAUGCUUCCCAUGAGUAUUCGCUGCAACACUUGUGGUAACUACAUCUAUAAAGGCACCAAGUUCAAUUCUCGCAAAGAAGACGUUAUUGGCGAGACAUAUUUGGGAAUCCAAAUAUUCAGGUUCUACUUCAAAUGCACCCGAUGCUCUGCUGAGCUUACAAUGAAGACAGACCCACAGAAUUCAGACUAUGUUGUUGAGUCCGGUGCAACACGAAAUUUUGAACCAUGGCGAGCAGAGGAUGAGGAAGCAGAGAGUCAGAAACAGAAAAGGGAUGCUGAAGAAAUGGGUGAUGUCAUGAAAUCUUUGGAGAACAGAACGUUGGAUUCAAAAAGAGAGAUGGACAUCCUUGCUGCAUUGGAUGAAAUGAAGUCCAUGAGGUCAAGACAUGCAACUGUGACUGUUGAUGAAAUGCUGGAGGCCUUGCAGAACACAGCUGAGCAAAAGGAGAAGAAGUUGGAAGAAGAGGAUGAGGCACUCAUUAAAUCAAUAGUAUUUCAUGGGUCUGAAAAUUUUGUUCGAAGGAUCCAUGAUGAAGAUUUUGAUGAUGAUGAUAAUGAUGAUGUAAAUCCAACUAGCAAUGGUGAAACAUCUAGUGAUAAUUUUAAGAGGAGGAAGGUUGCCGAAGAACUUCCUAGUAAGCCAACAGAUUCCUUGACAAAAGCCAGUACUUUUGACAGGCCAAACAAAAAAGAAAAUUCAGGCAGUUCAGGUCAAAAUGAUGCUAAAUUCAUUUUCAAGUCAUCAUCAGUGAAAGUCUCUGUUGUCAAGAGACCAGUUGUGGCUUCCAAGGGUGACAAUCUGGCAAAACUAGAAGAAAGAAAACAAGAGGAAGAGAAAGAGCCUAAAAAUGAUGGUACAAGCACUGGACUGCAAUCAUUAUGCCAAUAUUAUGAAAGUGAUGAAGACAAUUAGAUCACAUCCUCAAAUGAGGAUGGGUUGGACCUGUUAAUUCUUUGCUGUAAGUGGGGUUGUUGGGUGUGGUUGUUGUUAAUAUGAAUUAACCGAAAACUACACACUGCUGUGUCAGUUGUGAGAGAGCAUUUAUUCCCCAAGAGAAGGACCUAUUUGGAGAUUGAGCUCAAUCAUCUAGACAUACAUGCCAGUUGCUGCCAGGUGAAAUUUAAGCUCCUCUUGGUCUCACAUGUUAGACGUCACCAUCCAGAAUCUUUGUCAUUAACACACAAGAAUGCCAAGGUUCUGCACUGCCUGUACUUUUUAACAAUUUCUUGAUGAGCCUUCUUGAAAUUCUAUUUGGAUAAAGUAACUGAUAUUGGAUACUGAAUUGGCAUUGUUGGGGUAACUUGUGGUUCCUUUUUAUUUUAGCAUGUUAUUGUAGUGUCAUUAAAGAAACUCUGUGAUCACAUUAUUGCAAUUGGCUGCUGCUUGUGGCAAUAACACUGUUUCUUACGAGGUGAAUAUCCCCUCCAUUCCUAACAUUUCCAGUUAUUUGUCAGUCCAAUGCCCCAUCCUCCAUAUCAGGUGGUCUAUGAUGUCGUGAGUUUCACCUGAAGGCACAGUGAGAGAUCCAACUAGAAGUGGCUGAAAUAUACAGAAAAUGGAUUAUUUCCUUCUGCCUGAACAAAGCUAAGAGGCCUCCUUUUUGAUGAUUUGCAGGUGACUGCCAGUAAGCUGGGCUAGCUCAUCAGCUUUUCAGUGGAGGAUGAAGCUUGCAGUCUUCUGCAAUGAAUUUGCUUGAUUGGAUGGUUUUGUAUAACAACAUUAUAUAGUGCUUCUCUGUCUAACCUGAUCCUUGGGGGACACUCCCACAGGGUUGGAUUCAUAUUAGCUUCUUGGCCAAGUUAUCUUUGUAGUGAGUUCUGAACAUUCUAAUCCUGCAACGGUUCCUCUUUGCAUCUUCAAAACUAUCUUCGAGAUCAUAUGCCAUUCAUCCCAUAACACAAUCUUUCUCCCAUACUCGCCAAGUUUCUGCUUCCUCUCUGCUGCUUUUCCCCUUUCAGUCGUCUGCAUUUGCUUUAUUUCUGGUUCUAAGACCAUAGUUCUAGCAGUUGAAUAGGUUCUUUGGCUUCAUCUUUAGCCCUGUCUCUUAUCCCUAGGAGGUCCACUUUUGCUAGUAGGUUUUCCCCGAAAACUCGUUUACUCUGGUGUGGAUGGUCGAUGCAUGGCAGGCAGUUCAGUUUACUUAGCUCUUAUUGUUUCUGUU
Molecule: messenger RNA, 2396 nt
Organism: Vitis riparia (riverbank grape)
Lineage: Eukaryota; Viridiplantae; Streptophyta; Magnoliopsida; Vitales; Vitaceae
Product: splicing factor YJU2-like
Exons: 10
Coding region: 131-1147 (338 amino acids)
Biological process (GO): mRNA splicing, via spliceosome
Cellular component (GO): U2-type catalytic step 1 spliceosome
Source: RefSeq, a predicted model, not a curated record